Fusarium coffeatum is the source of this 645-nucleotide messenger RNA. RefSeq lists its product as uncharacterized. The record is from RefSeq and is a predicted model, not a curated record. Gene Ontology annotation, molecular function: structural constituent of ribosome. Gene Ontology annotation, cellular component: ribosome. Gene Ontology annotation, biological process: translation. The transcript is spliced from 2 exons. The coding region runs from base 1 to 645 and encodes 214 amino acids. NCBI's taxonomy places the organism in Eukaryota, Fungi, Ascomycota, Sordariomycetes, Hypocreales, Nectriaceae.
AUGCCUCCCAGACUACCAACUCCCUCGACAGCUUCGGCUAUUGCACGAUCCGUCAUUCGACCCUUUUCCACUACAGCCCCGGUCGCUGCCCCCCGCGAGCACAAUGCCUCAGCAGGAGGUCACAACCAUCGCCUUGCGAACCUCAACAACAGCAGCCAUAACCGUGGUCAAGCAUACAAGCCAUCCCGUGGAGAUGCUGCCGCUAGACUUAUAGAGCGAUUCAAGUCGCGAUCCGCCUCGUACACACAGGAGAAGACAGCACAGAUGGAAUUCCUCAAGAACCAGAAGAUGUCGAACGAUUUCCUCAAGCAAAUGCCUCGACGAUGGGAGGCUGGUGAUGUCUACUCGCCUCACGAUUUGAGUCCUGUUGAGAUGCAGAAGUGGAGGAAGAGAUCAGUGCGAAACAACGAUGUUGUCGAUGCGCUGGGCAUCAGCCCUCUCGAUAUGUACAAGAACUUCUCUCUUAUUGAGCACUUCACGACCUCAUCUGGAAUGAUUAACCACUCCAACCUCACCCGUCUUCGACCUGUCAACCAGCGCAAGGUGGCCAAGAUGGUUCGCCGAGUCCAGGGCAUGGGUAUCUACCCCAGCGUGCACGCCCACCCCGAGAUGCUCCGCGACCAAUUCUUCCAACGCCAAAAGUAG